Messenger RNA from Rhagoletis pomonella (apple maggot), 529 nucleotides. RefSeq lists its product as uncharacterized. The coding region runs from base 67 to 438 and encodes 123 amino acids. The record is from RefSeq and is a predicted model, not a curated record. Lineage: Eukaryota; Metazoa; Arthropoda; Insecta; Diptera; Tephritidae. The transcript is spliced from 2 exons.
UGAACGCAAAAUAAUGUCAGUUGCAUUAAGCUUCUCUCAGCACGUGGAUGUGUGACGAAUUUCCGUAUGGCGUCAUUUUGCAGAAUAGUUUUAUUAAUCAGCGCAUUUUCAAUGCUUCAGCACGUGAUAGCCCAGCCAUUAGCAGAGUUCAACGAUGAUUCUAUUGGAAGCACCCCAAAGCAGCAGCAGCAGGUGGAUAGUACGAGUGAGAGAGCGCCUCCGAACAAGGCCACAUCUCCAUUAAAAAGAGAACACUGGGCCGUAUUGUGUGCUGUGAUUCCAUUGACUCUUUUACUUAUAACUAUACUUAAAUACAAAUGCUGUCCAAGUGUGCGCAUUUGUGGCUGCAAAGAAGUGGAGUUACAACGGAGAGAAUCGAUUCCGCAAAAUAGAGUAUUUAAACCACAACAUCACUGGGGUUCCACAAAUCAUAUCUGAGAGUAUAAUAUACAUACAUAUCAGUGUUGCCAGAACUUUUUCGAUGAACCGGCUAAAUUGGCAAAUAAAACCGGCUAAAAACGGCUAAAAU